CAGUCGCAAAGCCAAGUGCAAAAUGAGAGUUUUAUUGGUGAUUGUAUUCCUAGUGGGCAUGGCUUGCUGCACGCUGGGCAGAGCGACUACACUCGAGGACCAGCUGAACACGGAGUGGGACUCCUAUAAGAACGAGUUUGAUAAGAUCUAUGGUGACGAGUCGGAGGAGUUGCUGCGCAAGUUGAUCUUUCAGAAUAAUAAGCAGAUCAUCGAUGCACACAACGAACGCUGGGCCGUAGGAGCUGAGAGCUACGAGAUGGGCUUGAAUCAGUUCAGCGACAUGUUGCCAGAGGAGAUUAGCAAAGCGAUUGGAGCCAAUGAUGGCAAGGAGUUUAUUGACGAUGUGGAAGUGGAGUCGUACGACGAAUGGAACGAUGAUGUAGACUUCGAUCUUGAGCUGCCAAGGAACGUUAACUGGACUCAAAUGGGUGCGGUUACGCCCGUCAUGUUUCAGGGGCACUUCAACAACUCGUGGGCCUUCGCUGCAGCUGGUGUAACGGAGAGUCAUCAGUUCAUUAAGUCUGGACAUUUGAAUGUGCUGUCUAAGCAAAAUCUAGUCGACUGCUGCCACGCGCAUAGCCAUCAUCUAGCAGGAGCUCUGCUUUGCAUUAAGAAGAUGAAAGGCAUUGACUUGGAAAGAUCAUAUCCUUACCGCGGGCUGACUGGCAAGUGUCAUUUCAAGAGAAAGUUUGUUGGUGCCAGCAUCAACAAGAUUUUCCAAGUCCGGCCCGGAAAUGAGCAUCGAUUGGCCCAUAGCGUGUCCAAGGGUCCGGUCGCCGCUGUCAUUUCCCAUGCGGCGAUUGCCCACUACAAGAGCGGCGUCUUCCACAAUCCCGACUGCGGAGAGAGCCCAGAUUAUGCUGUCCUCAUCGUGGGCUAUGGCCAUUGCAAUCAUUUUGGCGAUUACUGGAUCGUAAAGACAUCUCUGGGCCCCCAAUGGGGCGACAAGGGCUACUUGAAGCUGGCGCGCAACAAGCACAAUCUAUGCGGCAUUACCAACUGGGCUUACUAUCCGCAAAUGAAGUAG
Messenger RNA from Drosophila hydei, 1027 nucleotides. RefSeq names its product cathepsin L1-like. The record is from RefSeq and is a predicted model, not a curated record. Gene Ontology annotation, molecular function: cysteine-type endopeptidase activity. Gene Ontology annotation, cellular component: lysosome. Gene Ontology annotation, biological process: immune response. The coding region runs from base 23 to 1027 and encodes 334 amino acids. The transcript has a single exon. NCBI's taxonomy places the organism in Eukaryota, Metazoa, Arthropoda, Insecta, Diptera, Drosophilidae.